Messenger RNA from Plutella xylostella (diamondback moth), 1890 nucleotides. Lineage: Eukaryota; Metazoa; Arthropoda; Insecta; Lepidoptera; Plutellidae. The record is from RefSeq and is a predicted model, not a curated record.
AUGAUACCCGGUCAAGACCCCACUCCUGACAAUAUACCAGAAAUUAGGAAAACAGCUAUCAUCGAUAGAGAACUGUUAAGACUCCGGGUUGACAUAGCUGGACUCCAGGAAACUCGCCUCUCUGACGAAGGAAGCCUACGAGAAGAAAAUUACACCUUUUUCUGGAAGGGGAGACACGAGAGCCAGCGCCGCGACUAUGGUGUUGGUUUUGCUGUGCACAAUAAACUUCUUGCCUGCAUGGAACCCCCUGCUUACACUUCGGAACGUCUGAUGUCCAUGCGAUUGAUUACCUCAACUGGUCCGGUCACGUUGGUUUCUGCGUAUGCUCCGACACUGGCUUCCAAAUCUGACGUCAUAGACAGCUUUUAUGAUGAACUACGUCUAUUAAUGGAGUCUAUACGAAGUUCGGACAAAAUAAUUGUGCUCGGUGAUUUCAACGCUAGAAUUGGGAGCAAUUCAACAGAUUGGUCUGAUUGCAUUGGAGCACACGGCAUCGGGAAUAUGAAUGAUAACGGGCAACGUCUGCUCGAGUUCUGCACCUCCCAUGGCCUGUGCGUCACUAACACAUUUUUCCAAAAUAAGGUAGCUCAUAAGGUUUCAUGGAGACAUCCCAGAUCGGGGCAUUGGCACCAAAUUGAUUUCGUCCUAUACAGAAGGCGUGACUUGCGUGAUAUUCACAACACUCGAACGUAUCACAGUGCAAUAUGCGACACUGAUCAUUCUUUGGUGCUGUCCAAAAUGAAACUUCUGCCUCAGAAAAUAUACUCGGCAAGACCAAGACGCAAAUUAAGAGCCCCACUUGAUAUUACAGGCUUAUCUGAUGUAGUGACUAGGAGCCAGUUUUCCGCAGUUGUUCAGGGUAAGCUGAGCGUUGAAACGCUACAAGGCUCCCAAAGUCUUGAAUCCGCUUGGACGAACUUUAGAGAUACAGUCAUGAAGACAGCUGAAGAGACUCUCGGGAGAAAGGUCCGCAAACAAACAGAUUGGUUUGCCGAAUAUGAGCAAGUCUUACACCCCCUUAUAGAGGAGAAAAGAAGUGCAUACACAGAUUACCUGAAUAACCCAUCUGACGCACACUGCGAAAUCAGGUAUAAAAGUGCAAAAGCAAAUUUACAACGCAUUUCUCGUGAGUGUGCGAACUCCUACUGGACAAAAUUAUGCAUGAAAAUCCAACAAUGCCAUGACGUAGGAAACUAUAGGGGGAUGUAUCAAAAUAUCAAGGUAGCAAUCGGCCCCACCAUCAGAAAGCGUGCUGCCAUAAAGGACCUAAAUGGCGAACCAAUCACGGACAAAAACCAACAGUUGGAAAGAUGGGCACAACAUUAUACCGAUCUGUACGCUGAACCUAUCUCAAUCAGCGCUUCGGCUCUAGAAUCCCUUGAAGUCUUCCCAGUAGCACUUGAUCUAGAUGAAAAGCCUUCGUUUGAAGAGCUACAUAAGGCUAUCUUGGGUUUAAAAUUAGGGAAAAGCGUCGGACGUGAUGAGAUACCAGCAGAACUUCUUCGUACUGGUUAUGUGUCUUCGCUACUCUUUGUGUUGAUUCUGCGCUGCUGGGAUGAGAAAGCAAUACCCAAAGAUAUGAGAGACGCCAAUAUUGUUACAUUGUACAAAGGAAAGGGAGACAGGGGGGACUGCAACAAUUAUAGAGGAAUAUCACUCCUGAGCAACGCUGGCAAGGCCUUCGCAAAAGUGGUUCUGAAAAGGCUAGAAUCACUUGCUGAUCGUGUAUACCCAGAAACACAAUGCGGUUUUAGAGCUGGCAGAUCUACAACGGACAUGAUAUUCACCUUACGACAGCAUUCGUUGACCUACAGAAGGCCUUUGAUACGGUCAGUCGCGAAGGGCUCUACCGUGUACUUGAACACAUUGGCUGUCCACCUACUCUCUUAG